This is a messenger RNA of Rhinichthys klamathensis goyatoka, 1313 nucleotides long. It is a transcript of the gene syt8, whose product is annotated as synaptotagmin VIII. Bases 111 to 1298 code for a protein of 395 amino acids. Gene Ontology annotation, biological process: synaptic vesicle endocytosis; regulation of dopamine secretion; cellular response to calcium ion. The record is from RefSeq and is a predicted model, not a curated record. Gene Ontology annotation, cellular component: synaptic vesicle membrane; axon; dense core granule. Lineage: Eukaryota; Metazoa; Chordata; Actinopteri; Cypriniformes; Leuciscidae. The transcript is spliced from 9 exons. Gene Ontology annotation, molecular function: calcium ion binding; syntaxin binding; phosphatidylserine binding.
AAUGUGUUCAUACCAUUCAGAAUAUUAAUCUUUACGUUUUAUACGACAACCGAGGAGUCAAGAUCUGAACUCAGUCUACAACAUGAUCCACCGGUCUCAUUCAUUUCACCAUGACACCAAGACCGCCAUUAAAACCAACUAAAACACAUCAUGCCAACACCACAACAGCUGCUCCGGGGUUCCUGGCCUCUUUACUGGACAGGAUUCCUUUGCCAAGAUGGGCCAUCUAUGCUAUAUUUGCCGCCAUCCUCCUGCUCAUUCUUAUCUGCAUGAUAUGCUGCUGUGUAAAAUGCUGCUGCAAAGGGAAAAAGAAGAGGAAGAAGCUGGAGCAGAAGAUCAGUAUGAAAGGGAUCUCAGGAUCUACAACCGCAGCACUGGUCCAGCUUGAGACAGAGGAUGUGGAGGAUGGAUCAGACCAACAGAGGGGAAAACUGCAGUAUUCACUGGAGUUCAAUGCAUCCAUUUCAGAGCUGAGCGUUGGAAUAAAAGAAGCUGCCGCUUUGAAAGCGAUGGAUUUAGGAGGGACAUCUGACCCUUAUGUGAAAAUCUACAUCCUUCCCAACAAGUCCAAAACAUUUGAGACGAAAGUCUUCAGGAAAACCCUUAACCCCGUGUUCAAUGAAAAUUUCAAAUAUCAGAUCCCUCAGAAGGAGCUGAUUGAGUCGAUAUUGGUGAUGCAAGUCUAUGACUUUAACAAAUUCUCCAAACAUGACAUCAUCGGUGAGAUCAGACUGAAUCUGUCCACAGUGGACUGGAAUCAUGUGAUCGAGGAGUGGAGAGAUCUGAGCAAAGCUUCCAAACACGAGCAAGAGAAUCUGGGAGAGAUCUGCUUUUCUCUUCGUUAUGUCCCGACUAGUAGUAAACUCACUGUGAUCAUACUGGAAGCCAAGAACCUGAAGAAGAUGGACCAGGGAGGCUCUUCAGACCCUUAUGUGAAAGUUCAAUUGGUUCUGGAUAAGAAGAAGUGGAAGAAGAGGAAAACAUCAGUGAAAAAGCGAACAUUGAAUCCAUACUUUAAUGAAUCUUUCACUUUCGAAGUAUCGUUUGAACAGAUUCAGAAAGUCCAGCUGGUCAUCUCAGUGUGGGAUCAUGACAAAAUUAGCAGAAAUGAUGCGAUUGGCAAGAUCUAUCUGGGCUGUGAUGCUACAGGAAACCAGUUGCGCCACUGGGCGGAUAUGCUGUCCAACCCACGCAAACCUGUGGCUCAAUGGCACACAUUACUCUCUGCUGAACAGGUGGACACAACGCUGGCCUUGAAGUACACGUUAAAGAUCCCAUUUACAAACAAAAACUUUUGAGAAACCUCUACUAAC